Molecule: messenger RNA, 3540 nt
Organism: Echinococcus granulosus
Lineage: Eukaryota; Metazoa; Platyhelminthes; Cestoda; Cyclophyllidea; Taeniidae
Product: Centrosomal protein
Exons: 17
Coding region: 1-3540 (1179 amino acids)
Biological process (GO): regulation of cytokinesis; centrosome duplication; centriole replication
Cellular component (GO): centriole
Source: RefSeq, a predicted model, not a curated record
AUGAGUAGACAUCCGAGGUUUUCCAGUUUGCCGAAUUUGUGUUCAAACUGCCACUGCGAUCAAUCAAACCAGUUAUUUAAUUUUGCUGAAGAAGAAGCUGUGGUAAUGGCUCAUGAGCUUGAACAUCUUAAUUUGGACCCCUAUGUCUCCAACAACGUACUUGCCACGUUGAAGAAACACCUUGUCCAAGGCAUGCAGAAUUAUCAGAGUCGUCUUCGCUCCUCUUGUCCUGAAAGCACCGUUUUUAACCAAUCUAGGCCAGUUUCUUGCCGCGCUCGCUCCUCCUCCUCUUCUUCUUUUCCGCCACCCAAUCCCUGUCCUUCUCCUAGUCCAUCCAAUAAUUUUCAUCACUCGAAAACUCCGUUCCAAUCAGGAAUGUCGUCCCAGCCUUGUUCUCCUGAUUCCUGUCUCCCUUUCCAUAUCAUCCCUCCUGUAUGCUCGCCUUCUCCCAACCCCUCGCAUACUCCAUCUCCCAAUAUCAAUUCGAAGAGGCCUAAUGAGCCCUCUCCAGACUGCUUAUCUCGGUCACAUACACCUGAGUGCCGUCUUAAUCCCAAUCGUUACGAUCUUGCUCCACAAGUGCCUUUGGGCUAUCCAGCUAUUAAAUGUAUGGAUCAGAGCCAGAGUCCUCAGUUGAACAAUCGCCACGACAAUGAAGUGCACCCUCUGUGUCAAGAAUCAGGUGUUUGUAGAGCCGCAUUGAGCCCUAACCUCCCCCAGUCACAGGACCCUGAGUCACUGAAUCUGGAUUGCUCGCAAAUCACUAAAGUCUACCUUUUGAAAGAAUGCUCGCCCGUUGAGGAAUCACCUUGUUGUCAGUUGAUUUUGCAAUCAUCUCCUCAACAGCUAGACGAUCAAGGCUACCCUCCCUGUAGUCGGACAAGGCAGAGUGAGCUGUCAAGGGUAAAUAGACGCUUCUGUGGUGAGAAUCAUGGUCACCCAUCUCCCCGUCGUCAAAUGGAGCCUCAGGUUCCAGAUCAUGAAAGCCAGCCUCAGCAGGUUCUCGUUUGUUCACCGCGAAAGGACAACGGCUGUCCGUGCAAAAAACAAAACUGUCCAUUAUCGAAAGAAAAGCAAGACUUAUUGGCUAGUAAUCCAAUUGUGCGAUGUGGCUUUUUGCGCUUAGUAGCAACAUUUCAUGGAAAACUUACCAGGGAUCUCUUCAUCACUGAAAAGGUGAUCGACAUGAUACGCAUGAUAAAGGACACAGCAGAAGUACUGUUGUCCUUUUGCUCCGACAAGAAAUCCACGUUGGAGAAGGAGGAGGAGCAAUUCGCCUGCCGUCUGCAAUCGCAAUUGCAAUCCUCGCUGUCUCGACUGCAUCAUCUCUUCAUAGAGACCACAUCAGAGGAGCGAUUGGCGGCUUUGCGGGGCUCUCACAACUGGCGAGCGGCCAACAACUUCGGUCAGCCGCGACAGCGCUCUCCACCUGUUCCUGCGCUGGCCUGUGGCACCUCGCUCCCGACGCCCCCCCCGCAGCAGCGGCAAAGGCGUCAGGAGCACGAGAAGCCGCCGUCCGACGCCUCGUCCGACGUGCUCCGCUUUUGCGACGACUGGUAUCAAUGCAACCGUCUCUGCGCUCUCGCCAAUCUCCGACUGAAUCCCCGCGCAGUCCCCGCAACGACCUGUCCUCCAAACUCGCCGCGCACAGCCUGCUUCACGUGCCAGCGUCGAACUCAACCUCCACCCUCCUCGUUGUUGGAGCGAAAGCAGGCGCCCUCAAGCCGAAAUCAACGCCAGGGGGAGCGAAGAUCCUCACUCGAGAGAAAUCAACAUCCCAUGACGGAGAAAGGGCAGUGGCAGUCGGAACGAAGUCGUUGCCCGGCAGAGAGACUCAAACCCUUAUCAAAGGAGAAUCCGUGUCUCUCGGACCAAGGACAACUGCCACAGCGCCCACUGAAGCGAAAGCAGUGCCAAAUGGAUCGAACCCGCCCGUUGGGGCGAUCCAAAUCUUCAGGGGAAAAGAAACAACGUCAUUUAGACCAAUGUCAGCGUUCUCCCCUGUCGCCCUUGAUGCUGGCAUCAGAGGAAGCGCCGAGGUGUCUAGACUCGUGGGAGGAGGAGGGCGAGAAUCUGCCGCACCGAGAGGAGAUGGUGGAUUCACCGAGACCGCUGGUGCGGCUAUGGCGGGAAGGAAGCGAAAAGUCGCUCGACUCCUCGGACCUCAGCAACGCCGCGAUUGCCCCUUGCAGUGGAUCCCGAGACGAGAGCUCGACACACAGCCAGGACCUUGUACCGGGGGGCCCGGUGUCAGCUGUUGUGACAAUUCCAGGCUUCCUAUCGGUAAACCUGCACCGCUGGCCCAGUCGUCACAGCCUCCAUAUUUACAUGCCGGAUUGUGGACCGAAUCAGGGCAAGCAAAACGAUGCACCUCAAGAACCCGACGAAUGUCAGGCGAUCACCCUGAAAUCCAAUCCUUCUGUGGAGGAGGCCCCGAACGGUCCCGAAAUGUCGACAAUGAUGUCAACAUCAGAUACAGUGGAAAAGAAGAAAACACAUCUGAGUUGUUGUGGGAAGCCGAGGAACGAAUCCUCCAACACCAACAACACGACCUGCCCGAGUGUUCCACACCCCAACGAAGAGGACGUGGAGGUGGGUGUGGAGGUUGGGGUGAACCUGCGACUGCAGAUGUAUCGAAUGGCCAAUCAACUGAGGCAGGAGAAACGGCUCUUGCGUGGCCGAGUAAUGCCUUUCAGACACACCAAGUCUUUAAGCAUUCAAUAUUUUUUUUGUUUCUCGCAUCUAGUUCCGGAGGUACAUCCACUGUUCGCACCGACGGUGCCUCGUGGAGAGACUCAAUUCUCCGAUAGCCUCACCAACAUCGACGACGUGUGCGAGAUGACCUGUAAGUGGGUCGAUGCGCGAGUGUCGGUAAGUGAGAGAGAGAGAGAGAGAGGUGCCUUUGAAGCUGCCAGUAAUGCUGACGACGAAAACGACGUCGAUGACGAUUUCGGCCUACUUGGAGGACGUAGUUUGCUAAUGCACAUGCUUUGCAGCUGGAAAAUACGUCUGCUGUGGAUGGCUGAAUCCACAGCGAUGUUCAACGGAGGAGACAUCAAAAGGAUUUGGACUAUUUUCAACAACCUCACGCUUGAAUUACAAAUGAUAACGAGCAAUGCGGUGAGAAAAGACUCUAUCGAGAUGACUAGUCGAGAUAAAUUUGCUUGCAUACUGCGCGCUCCUUUGAAGGCCUGCCUAGUUCUAUUGUAUUACACCACUUGUGUUAUCCAUGAAGAUAUUGUCGUGGAUACAGGUCUAAAGUCUACGGAAUCCGUGGAAGACUGGAUAGAAGAAGAGGAGGUGGAGGAGACUUCGAAUUGGGCCCUUCCAACGAGGCAGCACUGCGGUGAGUGGCCAGAUGGCUCCGAUGGGUUUCAUUGCAGUGAAGUUCCCAUAACUUUUCUAACUUGUCUAGUAAAGGAAUCCCUUUCACCAAACAGUGGGGCUAAUCUAAACGACAACAUAAUGUACAAGAGCUGUCGAGAUAAAUGUCGGUCAAAAAGACAUUUGAGUGGCUAUUGCAAUCGCUACGAGAUGUGA